ACGAAAGACAGAUCGGUGGCUGGGGGAGUGGUGGUACAUAUAUAGGUGUGUUGAGCGAACUAACUGCUCAGAGGAGUUGCCUAAAGAUUUUUAGUAAUUGUAUUGAAAGUAAAUUCCUAUUUUGAAUGCGAGCGAUUUGAGGUCUGUACCACACGCUGUGAAAGAGAAUCUGAAGGACGAUGGGACACUGCAGGGUCUUGGCGCUGUUGCCGCUCCUGGUUUCCAUCUCCAGCUGCUUUGCAAAGUCCGACUGCGUGGUGAGCAACUUCCAUGUGAAAGAAGACUUCAACAAGACGCGGUAUGUGGGCAAAUGGCACGCUUUCGCAAAGAAGGACCCCGUGGGCAUUUUCCUAGAGAGUAACAUUCAUGCUGAGUUCAAGAUUGAAAACGAUACGAUGACAGCCAAAGCGACUGGCCUGGUCACUUUACUACCGGAAUGGAUCGUGUGCGCUGAAAUGAUGGGAACUUUCAACAAUACCGAGAACCCCGCCAAGUUCAAGCUGAAAUACUGGGGGGCAGCCGAGCAUCUGCAGAAAGGCAAUGAUGAUCACUGGAUUAUUGACACGGAUUACGAUAACUAUGCCAUCACAUAUACAUGUCGAAAACUGAAUGAUAAUGGAACUUGCGCAGACAGUUACUCAUUUGUUUUCUCACGGGAUCCUAAAGGACUAACCGCUGAAUCACAGCGAAUCGUCCGAAAGUGGCAGGAUCAUCUCUGCCUGGCAUACACAUACAAGCGAGUUGCUCAAACAGGGCAAUGUCCUUAGAAUCACUGGAUUAUUGCCACUUUGGCCAAAGGUUGUGGAUGUAAACAUCUGUCUGCAGUACCCUACGAGGACCAGCUUCCAUUGCCUUGUGAAUAUAUUUUUCCAAAACUCUCAUUUUAAGUACAAAUGGAUUCCCAGUCAUGUAUUGCUCUUCCAAUAAAGUUAUGACAAACAUUUGUGUAUAAAUGUUCCAACA
This is a messenger RNA of Stegostoma tigrinum, 963 nucleotides long. RefSeq names its product retinol binding protein 4, plasma (gene rbp4). The record is from RefSeq and is a predicted model, not a curated record. NCBI's taxonomy places the organism in Eukaryota, Metazoa, Chordata, Chondrichthyes, Orectolobiformes, Stegostomatidae. The transcript has 6 exons. Gene Ontology annotation, molecular function: retinol transmembrane transporter activity; retinol binding. Gene Ontology annotation, biological process: retinol transport. Bases 180 to 767 code for a protein of 195 amino acids.